Molecule: messenger RNA, 1572 nt
Organism: Pyricularia pennisetigena
Lineage: Eukaryota; Fungi; Ascomycota; Sordariomycetes; Magnaporthales; Pyriculariaceae
Exons: 6
Coding region: 280-1572 (430 amino acids)
Molecular function (GO): GTP binding; GTPase activity
Source: RefSeq, a predicted model, not a curated record
AUGAAUCCCGAGUAGUACGACUAUCUGUUCAAGCUCCUCCUUAUCGGAGACUCCGGUGUCGGAAAGUCUUGUCUGCUGUUGCGGUUCGCCGACGACACCUACACCGAGUCCUACAUCUCAACUAUCGGCGUCGACUUUAAAAUCCGGACUAUUGAGCUGGAUGGAAAGACCGUCAAGCUUCAGAUUUGGGACACUGCCGGACAAGAGCGCUUCCGCACCAUCACCUCUUCCUACUACCGCGGCGCCCAUGGCAUCUGCGUUGUCUACGAUGUCACGGACAUGGACUCGUUCAACAACGUGAAGCAGUGGCUGCAGGAGAUUGACAGAUAUGCCACUGAGGGCGUCAACAAGCUUCUGGUCGGAAACAAGAGCGAUAUGGCAGACAAGAAGGUUGUCGACUACACGGUCGCCAAGGAGUUCGCCGACAGCCUCGGCAUCCCGUUCCUUGAGACAUCAGCCAAGAACGCAAACAACGUUGAGCAAGCCUUCCUGACCAUGGCCAGGCAGAUCAAGGAGAGGAUGGGCACCACAACAACAAACAACUCGAAGCCAUCGGUGCAGGUCGGCCCAGGCCAGGGUGUGGGGUCGAACCAGAGCAACAGCUGCUCGGCGGGCCUACCGGCUCCCGCCUUCCCUCGUUCGGGUCUCGAGCGCAUUUCCGUCCAGGGGAGCACGCAAAAGCGCCGCUACUACGUCAAUGUUCACUGUUCAGUGACGGAUUCGAGAUUGACGCACGUAAAAAAGCCUACCAAAAGCACCUGCACCACCUCCAUCGGCACCGGCACUUUCACGCACUUCAUGUCGCUGCCCCUCGAGAUCCGUCUGCACAUCUGGGAGAAAUUUAUCCGAACCCACGCCAUCAUCAUAAGUCUAGUUGAUCCGUUUUCUGUGGAUGCAAGGCUGCUAGGAUCCCUCUCGUAUAGAAUAAGUCUUAUACUUAUGGAAAUAAGUAAUUUGGUAAGGCUUAGUAGCCCCGAAACGGGCCAAUCGGGUCCGCCACCAGGUCAGGGGCUCUCGACCCUGCUGUCCACCUGCAGAGAGUCUCGAAGCGUGGCGCUGCGGCACUACGAGCAGGCCUUUGGGGUGAAGCAAGAGUCGUACUUGGGCCGCGAAUGCUUUCGCGGGAGCGUCUACCUCAACAUUGAGCAGGACGUGCUGUGGCAGUUCGACUGGGGGUUUGGGGCCAUCAAGGAUCACCGCAACGUGGCCGUGCUGCUGUUCGUCUUCGCGCCGGGUUGCCACUGUGACAGCUUUGUAUCCGAGUUCGACCGCGCUGUCGAGGGCCUGCAACACCCCGAAUUUCCGUUCAAGGGCGCCCGGCGGAUCAUCAUCUUGGACGAACAUCUCGGGGAGUGGAUCGAGAACGCACUGCCCGGGACUGAGCCGCCCGCCCCCGAAUCCGCUUCGACCUGUCGGCCGAUGAGUCCAGGCGCCAAGGUGUGGCGCGCACGGACAGAGUAUCGCAAGCCUUGUCGUGUAGAGAUCAGCGGCGAUCGGUCCAUCCUUUUUGCCCACCCCAGACACUUGUUUGAUUUCGAGGAUUUAUUGGCGCAGACAGAGGGGCCUCUGUGA